AUGAUUAAUAUUUGUUACACUAUGAUGGAUAUAGAUGAAGUAAAAAAUGAAAUUUUAAAAAGAGAUUUUUUAAAUAAUGAUAAUUCAUUAAGUUAUGAUAAUAAUAAAAAAAGAAAAAAGAAAAAAGAAAAUUGUUUUGUAAAUUUAAGAGAGUGGACUAUUAAAGUACAAAAUAGAUAUGCUAAAAAACUAAAAAAAGAAGAACAAAAAAAAUGUUUAGAAAAUAAUAAAAACAACAAAAAUUUACAAAAUGGUGAUAGUUAUAGAUCUUCAAGUUCUUCUUCUUUUAAAUCGAGAUCAAGUUUAGGUAAAAAAAUUUCUUAUUCAUCUGAAGAAUCAAACUUUGAUUCAGAUAUAGAGCAAAGAAUAAGAAAAUUUUUAAAUUUAGAACAAAGUAAUAAUUUAAAAAAAAAAAAUAAAAACAAUCAAGAUAACAAUAAAGAAAAUAAUGAUAUUAAUAAUUCAUUAAAAAAAAUAUCAAAUACAGAAAAAAAUGAAUGUGUGGAUAACGAAAGUAAUAAUAAAAAUAAUAAAGAAAUAAUAAACAAAAGUAAUAAUAAAGAAAAAAUAAGCAAAUGUAAAGAAAAUAAAAAUGAUAAUGAAGAAAAAAAAAAGGAAAAUGAUAAGGAAAUAGUAAAAUUAAAACAAAAAUUAAAAGAAACUAUAAUAGAAGAAAAAGAUAAAAAUAUAGAUAUAAAAAAUGAAAGAGAAGAAGCAAAAGAAAGGGAAGAAGAAAAUAAAAAUGAAAACAAAAAGAUAAUAAAAAUAAAUGAUUGUAAUUCAGAUAAAAAUGUUGAGGGUAAUAAUACUAAUAGUGAUAAAAAUGUUAAAAAAAAUUAUGAUAUAAAUCAAAACUAUAAAAAAAAAAAAUCAUAUUCUAAUGACAAAAUGAAUAAUACAAAAAAAAAAAAAAACAAUAUAAAUGAUACAUUAAAAUAUACAGAUGAAAAAAAUUCUAAUAACAAUGAAAAACAAUAUAAUUCAUUAAUUCAGGAAAAAUAUGUUAAUAAAUCAAAUAGCAAUAAUAAUGAUAAAUCUUAUGAAAAUGAUAAAUUAACAAAUGAAAACUUAGAGGAAAAUAAAAAAGAUAACGAUGGUUAUUAUUCCCAUAAAAAUAAAGAUAAAGAAAAUAAUAAUAAAUCUAAUUUAGAGGAUUCAAAUAAAAUAAUGAAAGAAUCUACGAAAAAAGAGGAAACAAAAAUAUUAAAUGAAAAACACAAAAAGAAUUAUGAAAGUAAUUUAUUAUCUCCUUCAAAAAAAAUAAAAAAUCAUAAUUGUGAAAAUUCAGAUAAAAGUAAUAAUAAUAAAUCAUAUAAACAUUUAAAUGGUGAGAAUAUUCUUAAAAAUGAAGAAUACAAAAAUAAUUAUGUAUCAGAUAAUUAUGAUGAUAUUAACAAAUUAUCAGGUAAAAGAAGAAUGAAUAAUGAAUAUAAUAAUGAACAUUAUUCAAAAAAAAAACAUUCUAAUGUUUGUAAUAACAACAUUAAUAAAAAUGAUAAAUAUAAUAAUAAAUCAGAUUAUUCAAAUAAUUCAUGUUUUGAAAAAGAUAAUAAAAAAAGAAAUAAUAAAAAAAACUUCAAUGAACAUGAAGAAAAUUAUAUAAAGUUAUCCUCUGGAGAAUCUAGGAAUGAUAUGGAAAAAGUUUUAGAAAAUGGUAUUAGUAAAGCAGAAUCAUCAUGUUUACAAUCUACUAAAAAAAAUCAAGAUAUACCUAUUAAAAAAAAGGAAUUAAAUAGUUUUAAUGAACAUAAUAAAUAUAAUUCUUCUCAUAAUAAAAAAAAAAGAGAUAAAAAUUCAUAUGAUAGUGAAAUAGAAUGUAUAAAAAAGUGUAACUAUAAAAAUAACUCAAGAGAAUGUGAGAAAAGAAGUAUAAAAAGUGAACAUUCAUACAGAAAAAGAUAUUCAAACAGUUAUAACAAAGAAGAAAUAAUAAAUGAGAAAGUUAAAAAAAAUUCGCAAGAUAAGAUAGAAUCUUCUUAUAUAAAUGAUAAUUUAACUACUAAUAAUAAAUUAAGAUCAAAAGAAGACAAUGAAAAAACAAAAAACAGUUAUACUCAAAAUACAUUAAGGAAGUAUAUUCAGAACAAUAAUACUGUACUCUCUGAAAAAGAGAGAGAUAGAGAAAGAGAAAGAGAAAAAGAAAAAGAAAAAGAAAGAGAUAGAGAAAAAGAAAAAGAAAGAGAUAGAGAAAAAGAAAAAGAAAGAGAUAGAGAAAAAGAAAGGGAAAGAGAUAGAGAAAGGGAAAAAGAAAGGGAAAGAGAAAGGGAAAGAGAAAGGGAAAAAGAAAGGGAAAAGGAUAAAAGGAAUGAAAUAGAAAAAGAUAAAGAAAGAGAUGCAAAUAGACAAAAAGAAAUAGAAAUUGAAAGAGGAAAAAAGAGAAAUAAAGAAAGAGAAAGAGAUAGAGAAAGAGAUAGAGAUAGAGAAAGGGAAAGGGAAAAGGAAAAGGAAAGAAAUAGAGAAAGAGAGAGAGAUAGAGAAAAAGAAAGGGAAAGGGAUAAAAGGAAUGAAGUAGAAAAAGAUAAAGAAAGAGAAAGGGAAAGGGAUAAAAGAAAUGAAGUAGAAAAAGAUAAAGAAAGAGAAAAAGAAAGAGAAAGGGAAAAAGAAAAAGAAAAAGAAAGAGAUAGAGAUAGAGAAAAAGAAAGAGAAAAAGAAAGAGAUAGAAGAAUUCCAAAGGACAAAGAUAGGGAAAGAGAGAGAGAAAAAGAAAUUCAAAGAGUGGUUCAAAAAGAAAAAAUAAAAGAAAGAGAUUUUCGAGAUGAAAGGGAUGAAAGAAAAGAUAGGGACAGAAAUAGAGAAAGAGUUAGAGAAUUGGAAAAAGAUAAUGAUAAAAAUUUAUCCAAAAAUGUAGAAAAAAAAAAUUUUAAAAAUACUAAUUCGUCUUUAGACUUUUUAAAAAAGAAAUGUAAUGGAGUUGAAUCUUAUAUAAAUGAUAAAAGAUCUUACAUAAAUGAAAAUAAUAAUUAUGUAAAAAAAAAAAUAUAUGACGAGAAUAUUCAUUAUGAAUAUUCAGAUAAAGAUAGAUAUAUUUAUAAUUCUAGCGAUAUUCACUCAAGAAAAUAUUAUUCCGAUAAAAUUAAAUUAAAUGAUAAAGAAAAUUGGGAAAAAAAAAUGUCAAAAUUAAAAGAAAAAUUAAUAAAAAAAAAUAUAACCAAGUAA
Plasmodium gallinaceum is the source of this 3156-nucleotide messenger RNA. Its product is annotated as conserved Plasmodium protein, unknown function. NCBI's taxonomy places the organism in Eukaryota, Apicomplexa, Aconoidasida, Haemosporida, Plasmodiidae. The record is from RefSeq and is a predicted model, not a curated record. Bases 1 to 3156 code for a protein of 1051 amino acids. The transcript is spliced from 2 exons.